UCUUUCACAAUUCUCUCGUCCCUCCCUGCCUUCCCUCGCUUUGAUUUUUUUUUUUUUGUACGCAAAUGUCCGCCCAAGCCAGUGUCCCAGUAAGGUGGCAGCAGCAGGGGAUGAAUGAGGAGAUGGAUGGAGGGAUGGAGUGACCUAGAAGAAAACAGAGAGUCAGGGAUAGAGAGCUAAAAGGAGCACGGAUGGAGAAUGCUGGGAAACCCUCAGAUCCCGAGCGUGUUGGCGGUCACAUGAUCUCAAGAGAUGACCUGGAAUAUCCACGGGAAUACCGGACGCUGGGGAACAACGCUCGGCGCUUCUCCAAUGUUGGUCUGGUGCAUACGUCUGAGCACCGGCACACAGUCAGUGCGGCGCAGAGCCUGGAGGCCCUGACCAACCUGCACAAAGCUGACAUGGAACGCAAGAGGGACGCCUUCAUGGAUCACCUGAAGAGCAAGUACCAACAACAGCAGCAGCAGCAGCAGCAGCUUCAGCAUCCACACCACAGCCCUCACCACAACCCACCGUCGCCCUCACCCUCCCACGCCAGCAUGAGGGGUACAUCAGAGCGAUCUGCAAGAGAACAACAACAGCCCAACUACUGGAGCUUUAAGAGCCGCAGUCCACGCCACUCCCAGUCUACCCAGUCUGGUCUUGCCGACCAGGCUGCCAAGCUCUCUUUUGCCUCCGCUGAAUCCUUGGAGACUAUGUCAGAAGCCGACAUCCCCAUUGGGUUUAACCGGAUGAACCGAUUUCGCCAGAGUCUGCCGCUGUCCCGCUCAGCCAGCCAGAAUAAGCUACGAUCUCCAGAUGAAUUUUCAGGCGUGCUGUUUCUGCAAUAUGGAGAUGAGACGCGCCGGGUGCACAUCACCCAUGAGCUCACCAGCCUGGAUACGCUGCAUGCUCUCAUCGUGCACAUGUUCCCUCAGAAGUUGACAGCAGGUAUGCUGAAGUCACCCAACACAGCCAUCCUGAUCAAGGACGAGGCCCGUAAUGUCUUCUACGAGCUGGAGGAUGUCAGAGACAUUCAGGAUCGCAGCAUCAUCAAGAUUUACCGCAAAGAACCCAUCUAUGCUUCUUAUCCCGCUGCCGCACACCUGGCCAACGGGGACUUGAGGAGGGAAAUGGUCUACUCUUCCCGCGACUCCUCCCCAACUCGCCGCUUAAAUACCCUUCCUUCCUCCAACGCCUCAGCAUCCUCUGGGUCUCCUUCUCGCUCACGCCUCUCCUACAGCGGGGGCCGUGCUCCAUCCUUCGGUGGAUCCCAUCCCCAACAUGAUCAGCCCCGACACCCACACCAUCCCUCAGCCGGCCAUGGUGCCAACGCAGGUCUGUCCCCUUCACCUAGUGCCAUCCUGGAGCGCCGCGAUGUCAAGCCUGAUGAAGAGGUUUCUGCUAAAAACAUGGCACUGAUGAAAAAUGAGGGGCUAUAUGCCGAUCCCUACAGCUUGAUGCACGAAGGCCGCCUCAGCAUCGCCUCCACCCAGUCAUUAGCUGCGAUCGGAGACCCCUUUAGCUUCCCUGUUUCCGCUGGCCUGUACCGACGUGGCUCUGUGCGCUCCCUCAGCACCUACUCAGCUGCUGCUCUCCAGGGAGACCUGGAAGACUCGCUCUACAAGCCUGGAGGUUCACUAUACUCAGACACAUACUCUUCUGCCACUCUGGGCAUGGGAUUUCGCAUGCCACCGUCAUCCCCACAGAAAAUCCCUGACAUGCAGCUGAGGGACAGGGACUCUUAUUCCAGCACACCCAGAGCCUCACCUGUCAGACAGAGUUUCCGCAAGGACUCUGCCUCUUCUUCUGUGUUUGUGGAGAGCCCGAAAUCCAGGCCCAGCUCCAGUUCUGAUCCUCUGUGUAUAACAGCUGGACCUGGAGAGGGCAGCCGCACCACAUCUGGGUUUGGGUCUUCGUUAUCCGGGCAAGAUUCUGACAGUAGCAGGGAUCAUCGCCUGGAGCGUAUGGAGGCCAUGGAGAAGCAGAUAGCCAGUCUGACUGGGCUCGUCCAGAGUGUGCUGACCAGAGCACCAGACAGUGACAGCACAUGUGGCCUGCUGCGUCUCUGCAUGAUGGCGGGCUGCCCUCCAGACCAAGGGACGGAGUUUUCACGGCCAUUACCUUUCUCUUCCAGCGAGAAGACCGAAACCAACAGUGAUGGCUCCGCCACUGGAACCGGACGACAGAAGAAGAAAGCAAAUACACCGUCGGCACCUCUAGCUCUGAUGCCGCCGCCACCUUCUAACUCAAUCCAGGUGAACAGCAUUGGUCGCUUGCAGAUGCAGCUCCAUCUUCACGGUCUGCAGCAAAACGCUAGCGACCUGCGCAAACAGCUCAACCAGCUACGCAAGAUCCAGCUAGAGAACCAGGAUUCAGUGCGAACGCUGCUGAAGCGGACAGAGGCGGAGCUGAAUGUGCGCGUGACUGAUGCCCUGAGGAAACAGGAGGAUCCUCUCCAGAGGCAGCGCCUCCUGGUGGAGGAAGAAAGACUCAAAUAUCUCAACGAGGAGGAGCUCAUCAUCCAGCAACUCCACGACCUGGAGAAGUCAGUGGAGGAGAUCCAGAAGGAGUCGUCUGUCAACCACAAGCUGGUGACAGUGCAGGAGCUGGAGGAGAAGGCCACUCUUCUGAGAAAGCUGGGAGAAACACUCACGGAGCUGAAAAAUCAAUUCCCGGGUCUGCAGAGCAAGAUGCGGGUGGUGCUCCGGGUGGAGGUGGAAGCUGUCAAAUUCCUGAAGGAAGAGCCACACAGACUUGAUGCCCUGUUAAAACGAUGCAAGACUAUAACUGAUACCCUUGCUACCAUGCGCAAACAAGCAAAUGAGGGAGUAUGGAAGAAGCAAGAAGACUUCACUAGUUCAUCAUCCAAGCACAACGAGGACUUGCGAAAGUUUGCAGACUUUGAAAUCCCCACCAGCCCACCACUCGCCAUCAACGAUCUCGGGGGAGGCAACAGCUUGUCCAAUUGGAGCCCUCACACCAGCCUCAGCCGUGGACAUGGCAACCCAUCCGGCCUUCACAAGGAUAAUCAUCCUCCUGUUCCCCACAAGGGCAAAGCUCUGGAAGAGCUUGAGCGUCGUGCUGCUGCUGACAAAGCUUUGUCCAUGGAGGUCCGACUGGCAGCAGAGCGGGACUGGGAGGAGAAGCGGGCCAGUCUAACCCAGUACAGUGCUCAGGACAUCAACCGUUUAUUGGAAGAGACCCAGGCUGAACUAAUGAAGGCUAUUCCAGAUUUGGAUUUUGCUGCCAAGCAGAUUAAGCCCUCCUCCAACACACCAUCAACACAGACCCCCCAGAGUGGGGCAGCGACCCCAGACCACCGUGCCAACAAGCCCCAGCACAAGCUUUCUGGGAAAGAGGGAGGGUCCAGGCGUGGCUCUGAUGAGCUGACAGUACCUCGGUAUCGCACAGAGAAACCCUCCAAGUCCCCGCCACCUCCACCGCCUAGACGCAGUUUCCCCUCAUCUCCCGGUGUGACCACUCGCAGUGGGGAGCCACUAAUUCCUGUAAAAAGCAUAAAGAAGGCUGAAUCUGAAGAGACAGAGGGACAGAAACCUCACAUAAAACUGAGGAGGACCGUGUCCGAAAACCCUCGUCCUUCAUCAACACCUCCCACACUGGCUUCUGAAGAUAAAGAGGAGGGAGAGGAGGAGAAAAUUGCUGCCGAAUUGGAGGGAGGAACUAUUUCCGGUAGCGGGAAGUUUCUCCACUCCUCGGCUGCCUCCAAACUGAAGCACCUGCAACAAAACAGCACAGAAAAGACUAAAAGUGGCAAAAGAGAGGACUUCAUGAAGGUCCAGGGCCAGCAACAGAUGUGCCCAGCUUGGGUGAUCUCUCUCCUUGGCGCCGAACUCAAGGCGAAAGGGACCUACAGCACCAGUGGCAGCAUUGAGCCAUACCUCUCUGGUAUCAAAACGGGCAUUUUUUCAGGCCGAGUGGCCUCUCCUGCAGCAGCAUUUGUUCCUGGUCUGAGGAAGUAUCCCCAGGAGGGGGCGAUGCCUGCACUUACAGCCUCCUCAAGCCAAGCAAAGGCCCUCUUGGCAAGCCUAUCUGCUUCCGGCCUGAGCGCUGAGGCCUUGCUCCUUUCCUCCGCCCUUCGUCAUCACCGCCUUCUACGUGAGCAGCGAGCCUCCUCCCUGCCCCUGCCCAGCAGCCAAUCCUCCUCCCCUACUCCAACUGCUACCUCCUCCUCUUCAUCCUCGCCAAGCACCCCGACUCCAUCCCUAUCUCCCUCCUCUCCCACCUUUGGUUCCUUUACCUUCUCCUCUGGAGUUCUCAAGCCCAGCAGGCGUAGCCUCGACAGCUCCAGCCUCAACAGGUCCAAGGAUGGUGGCAACAAGCCUGUGAAAAAGGACCUUUACCCUGGCAACAAGUGAUGAAUAGGAGGAGGAUAAGGACUUUGGAUACAGUUCUCAACCACAACCAUCACAUCAUGAACCAUAAAGAUGAACUCGCUGCAUUAUGGAACAAUAUUCUUUAUAUUCCAGUUCUUAUAAGAUUUUUGAAUUUUUCUUUUCUUGUUUUUUCUGCUUCCUUUUAUUGCACAGUCUACCACAGUGUAAAUGGAGUCACAGUUUUCUUCACGGACAAGUUUCCUACUCUGAUCCAGUACCUUAGUUCUACUGCAGUUCUACCACAAAGUCAUUCUGUCACCUUCCCAGAUAGAGAGUGCACAAACAGGCCUCCCCUCCCACCAGCUACCUGCUAUAAGCUGAUGUGGUCUGGAUGUAUUUGCUGACACCACCAUUCUCACAUACAUACUCUCAGUGGGUUGUUAGUGGCAUAGUUGAAAUAUCUAGACGGUGACUUUGAUCAUAUAGAAAAAAGAGCUGCAAUAAUCACCAAGUGAGUUCAGUAGUUGUGUGUGUCCAGGAUAGUAAUGUUUUGACUUACCUGCAUCACCUGACAGAAUGUGAUUCCACUCGGAAAACAAAAAAAUAUUUAAAAAAAAUCAGAAGGUGGCCAAGGUGAUGAACGAGGUUUCAAGCUGUUUAGUGUUAAAAGGGCAUUUGUGGCUUUUUUUAAAUCGCCUGUUUUAAACUCUAAACUGGUGCUAUGUUUUCCCCUCUGUUUGUACAAACUGAGCUUACACAGUUGUUUUCCCCCUCCUGUCUCGGAGUCCGCUUUAAUUUAAUUUUGCAUUUUAAUCUAUAUUUACAACCCUACAAACGAAAUAGUUGCAUCAGCAAUUAGGGACAUUUAAAGUAGAUGUCUAAUUGGAAAACUGGAAACUGCAGUGCAUUCACAAGAAUAUAGAGAAGGCAGCAGUCCUGAAAUAGCACAAGUCUUUUUAAAGAAACGACAAAGAGGCACGGUUACGCAAACAGAAGGGAAAAGUGCAAACGAUGAAUUGUAUUCAAAUGUUGGUUUUCAUAUGUGUGUAUUAACUAGUUAAUUAUGACAAUCAGGAUGUUUCCACGGUAGCAUCUUCUAGGUUGCUCUGGCAUUACAGAGCCUGACAUCACAACCCAUCCCAAAGACUUAAGCACACACACUGAAGAACAACACACAAACACACAGUCUCUCUCUCACACACACACACACUUGAAAAAGCAACCUGUACAGCACAGACUCAACAAUUUAUUUUUUUCUUUCAGCCAAUCUCAUGUGAAUAAUCAUCGUAGGUCACAUCUGUUUCACCACUUAUAAAGAGCACUCUGGUAAAUUAUGCCAUAUUAAUCUGAUCUCACCCUCCAGAUCUACAGACUGAUAGAUCCUUUCUUUUGGGAUACUUGAGUUCAAAACUAAUCACAUCAAAGUUUAGGCCUUAUUGUAAAAUAUAAUACAUUCUGUAAAUGAGCAGAUGACACAAAAAGCCUAAAAGUGAGUCUUACAAACCAAGAGCGACAUGAGAGGAAAGUAUUGACAUUUAAAGCAAGCACAGUUGACUCUCAAACACAAAAUCCCCAAUUAACGAGAAUUAACUUUGUAAUUCUUGUUAAUUAUGACAAGCACAAAGGUCAAAGCAUUCCCAUAUACAUUUGAUAUGCUACACAUUAGAUUCCAAGUAUCGCUUUGGUUAUAUUACCUGCAUUUUGAAUCAUGAAACUUUUAUGAAUGAAGGCCUUCAGUGUUUCUCAAUGAUAGAAACUCAAGGUGGGAUUAUUUUCAAGCACAUCAAAGGUCUGUCAGUGUGAACCCUGCACGAGGAACCUCUUUGGAAGCUGCUUGUCCUGCGUGUUUGCCUCGAGGCAGCCUGCUGGGGAGGUGAAGUAGCUGAAUGGACCGUAACCGACAAAGUGAUUCUUCUCAGUGGUUCUCCAGCAUGACUGUGUGAAAUCAAUGCUUUGUGGCAUUGAGGUUUAAAACAUGUGAAAAGGGGCUCAUGUCAAAGAGUAGGCAGCUUUAGGAGAGGGGAUUAGUUUGGGGACAUGUGUUUGAAGGAUACUUUAAUAAGGCCGGCUUUGACUCGUCCUGUGUCCAUUGAGAGCGCUUGUGAAAUAAAAGACCCAAAGAGAUGAGAGGAAGGGUCUGACUGCCCUCUUCACUUUGCAUUCUUUGGUGUGAAGGAUCUCUGAAAGUCAAAAGUGCUCAGCUGAGGUUAUCCAAGAACAAAGUUUGACGAGCCUCAAUUAUGAACAAUGUGUGCAAUAUAUAAUUAGCGCUCUUGCAAUUUUACCAAGGCAGUGCUCUUUGCCUUUGACAUAUUCCUGCCUGCUUAUCUACAAGGACCUGUAACCAUGUUUUUCCCAGUGCCUCUAAGACGUUGCUCCUGCCAGAACCCCCCAAAUGAUCUUGUAUUACAGUAGUAGAUCAGCAGCAAUGACAGAAUAACCCUUUUACCCAAAGAAGAAGCUGCGAGAACUGGUUUGUUCCCAUUUUUCGCAGCUAAAAGAAAACGGCACUUGAAAUGCAGUGUGUCAGGUUGCAGCAGUGGCAUUUGACUAAACACUCCCCAGCUCUAACAGUGUGCACAACUGCAAGCUCGCAGCACAGCGAAUUAAGUCUCACCCCUGGGUGCUCUGUAGCUCUGCCAGGCAGGUUCAAGCCCCGGGUUUCAUAUUGAGUGAAGUCAAAUGAAAGAAAUUCACUUACUCAUGCUGUUCCACACUCAAAUCCAUAACUCUCCAAGUUAAAUUUGCUGCAUUUGCGUCUGGUGAGCAAUGAGGAGGAAGCAUGCACGCUUGGCUGCUUUCCCCCAAGUAAAGUCUGAAAUGAAACCCUCCCAGAAUUGCGUGACAGUGCUCUCUGGACUUUUUUUUUUUUUUUUUCAAGACAAGUGUUAGUGGGCUGUGAUUUCAACAUGGCUGGAGGUUUAGAGGGCAUGUCGAAAAAAACUCACAGUGGAUGCCUCUGGCAAUCAGAAAAACUCAAACUUGAAAUGAAACAUAGAAGAAAUAUACAUAUAUAAAUAUAUCUAAGUGAGAUGUUUGUGUAUGAUAUUAUAAUUGUGAAGAAAAUGUGAUAUAUAUAUAUAUAUAUAAAUAUAUAUAUAUAGGCCUAGAUUAAAUUAUAUACUGUAAAAUGUCAUCAUAUCUUCUGUUUUAUAUAUUAGUGACCAUUUUGUACAGAUUUUUCUUUUUUUAAUUCAUUGAGAGAUAUUGCAUUUCACACUGAGAUUAUUUAUUCAUAUGCAGAACAUUUUUAUAUUUGUUUAAAAUCUCUGUAUAGAUAAGAGUUAGCCUCUGUAAUAUACUCUGAAGUUAGUUCAUUUUUAAAUUCUAAAUUUUUCUUUACGAACACCAAGUUAGAUUUUAUGUAAUUUUAAUUUGUAAAGAAAAAACACACAAAAAAAGCUUUUCCCUGAAAAUACUUGUCCAGCUCGUGUACACCUUUGCCUCUUUAUGUGAAAGGUCACUUUAAGAUAUAAGAGGCUGGACCAGUGCCUGUGUGUUGGGCUUAUUUUGCUACUGUUGUUUUAUUUUGGGAAGGGUACUUUUUUCUGUAACUGUGAUUAGUUUCUGUUUUAUUUUUAAUUUUGUUUUUUUUUUGUUUCUCCCCAUUCUGUGUCGUGAUGAUUGAGCUGGUAUUAAUGAUACUGGAGAUGGUCGGAAACAAAUGUUGUAGUAACUGUGAGUUUGUGGGCCUGAAAGCGUCAUACAAGGCCUUGCUGCUUUGAAAAAAAAGGAAUAUUACUUGGCUUUAAUUUAUCUCUGUGUCAUGCUUGCCUGUGAACAGGGAUGGCAGGAAUGUGGAUCCUCAGUGCAGAAAGAUUCAGGCAGGUGGAAGCUCAUUUUUGUUGCUUAUAUUGCUCCACCUGUUCCUCUGAGUGGCUUUACAUAGCAGUUAUGCUAAACCAUAAAUGUAAAAAAAACCAGAAAGUUGGAUUAAUAAGGGAAUUAUGUGGAGUUUUAUGAAUUUAACCUUUUAUCUUUUCUUUUGCCAUUGUAUCUUUUUUUUUUUUUUUAAAUAUAAUGAAUCUACAUUCUAUAGUAUGUAUAUGAGAUUUUUACAUGAAUGUGUGGAUGUUCCAAACUCUUGGCAUCAAAAGUAGAAAAACAAAAUUGACUUGUAAAUAGGCCAAGUCAUUCCUAGCGAGUUCAACAAAUUGUUAUGUCCAAAAGAAGAUGUUUAAAUAAUAAACUAUGACGAUGGGUACAAAGGUAUAUACAAAACAAUGCAUGUAUAGUCUCAAGCAAUCGCACGGUGAUUUUAAAAAAAAAUAUGUUGUCUACAUGUUUUCUCAGAAAUGUGAGAAUAAAGCAGAGAAGGGUUCUAUGUUAUAGGUUUACAAACAUGAAGGAUGAGACAUUAUUUUGGUAUGUGUGACACGGGCAUGUUCAGUCUUACUGUGACGUUAUGUGACAAUGAUGAUAGUGGCUGAGAGUGCGAAAAGGAGUCAGGAAUGCUUGAACGCACCCCAACCAGAGAAGUCACCAGUGAUGGUGUCCUCUUUCCACAGAGUAACUCUCCCAUUUGUAGAGUAGUGUGAUAUAACAACAAAAAUAAUACAGAAAAUAGAUCUAUGAUAUAAUGAUACAUAAAUUUAAAAGCCUACUGAUACUGGAGAUACUAAUUUAUCAGUGUGGAUGCCAUGAUAUUCUGUGAGAAAUGUGUGUGUUUUUCCUGUGAGAAGACAGCAGGCAGUUGAACCUGCCUUCUUUUGUACAUAAGUUGCUGUGAUUGUGUGUCAAAUAAAGU
This is a messenger RNA of Pelmatolapia mariae (spotted tilapia), 9063 nucleotides long. It is a transcript of the gene srcin1a, whose product is annotated as SRC kinase signaling inhibitor 1a. Lineage: Eukaryota; Metazoa; Chordata; Actinopteri; Cichliformes; Cichlidae. The transcript has 21 exons. Gene Ontology annotation, cellular component: actin cytoskeleton; postsynaptic density; cytoplasm. Bases 192 to 4358 code for a protein of 1388 amino acids. Gene Ontology annotation, biological process: regulation of dendritic spine morphogenesis. The record is from RefSeq and is a predicted model, not a curated record.